Messenger RNA from Penicillium paradoxum, 1860 nucleotides. RefSeq lists its product as uncharacterized. Gene Ontology annotation, biological process: transmembrane transport. Gene Ontology annotation, molecular function: myo-inositol:proton symporter activity. NCBI's taxonomy places the organism in Eukaryota, Fungi, Ascomycota, Eurotiomycetes, Eurotiales, Aspergillaceae. The record is from RefSeq and is a predicted model, not a curated record. Bases 1 to 1860 code for a protein of 619 amino acids. The transcript has 4 exons. Gene Ontology annotation, cellular component: membrane.
AUGGACAAAGUUGACGCUGCGCCGUCCGAGAAAGUCGUGCCUCAGCGGCCCCUCGGGUUAGCUGCCGAGCGAGCACGGCGCAAUCUCAAUGCCAAACUCUCCAAUCCGCUGGCCGGUUUCAGUCAUAGCGAGCUACGGAAUCAGGGCCGUGCUUUUGCUGAACUUCAUGAGUUGGGCGAUGAGUCCGAUAUCCGUGCUUUCGAGCUGGGUGCGGUGCUGGCACAGUCCCCAGAACGAUAUGACAAUGUCGCCGGUCUGACGAAUCAAGAGAAAAAAGAACUGCGUCGGGAGUUCACCCAUCGUUGGUCCCAGCCAUGGAAGAUGUAUGCGGUAAUUGUAUUAUGUUCUCUGUCUGCUGCAGUCCAAGGAAUGGAAAGGCUGACAACAACAGACGAAACGGUCGUCAACGGAGCCCAGAUCUUCUACAAGCAUCAAUUCGGUAUCGGUGAUGCAUCGUCCCGAAGUACUUGGCUCGUUGGCCUGGUCAACUCCGCACCCUAUCUUUGCUGCGCCUUCAUCGGCUGUUGGCUAACAGUACCCUUCAACCACUGGUUUGGCCGUCGCGGCACGAUAUUUAUAACAUGCUGUUUCUCCGCGAUCGCCUGUCUAUGGCAGGGUUUUGUCUCCACCUGGUGGGCAAUGUUCAUUGCACGAUUCAUGCUAGGUUUUGGGAUCGGUCCCAAAUCCGCGACUGUGCCGAUGUACGCAGCCGAGACAGCACCACCGGCCAUUCGUGGCGCACUGGUAAUGCAGUGGCAGAUGUGGACAGCAUUCGGGAUUAUGCUCGGGUAUGCGGCUGACCUGAUCUUCUACAACGUCCACUCGAGUACUAUCCUCGGAUUGAAUUGGCGUUGUAUGAUGGCCUCAGCAAUGUUCCCAGCUCUAGUUGUUUGCUGUUUUGUCUUUGCUUGCCCCGAGUCGCCGCGUUGGUAUCUGAGCCAAAAGCAGUAUUACCGUGCUUAUAGGUCUGUCUGUACGCUGCGACACCAUAAGAUCCAAGCUGCUCGGGACCUAUACUAUAUGCAUACUCUGCUGGAGGCUGAGAAUAGUAUGAAACUUGGACAGAACAAAAUGCUGGAAUUGGUCAAGGUUCCGCGGAAUCGGCGAGCAAUGGUGGCAUCUGAGAUUGUCAUGUUCAUGCAGCAGUUUUGUGGUGUCAAUGUCAUCGCCUACUACUCUUCCGAGAUAUUCCUGGAGGCCAAAUUUUCUCCAUCAGAAGCCCUAGCAGCCUCGCUAGGCUGGGGCGUAAUCAACUGGCUCUUUGCAAUACCGGCAAUCUACACAAUCGACACAUUCGGCCGGCGCAAUCUGUUGCUACUCACGUUCCCACUCAUGUCGAUCUCAAUGUUUUUCACGGGAUUCAGCUUCUGGAUCCCCGAAAGCAGCCACAGUGCACGUCUUUCCUGCAUUGUACUUGGGACCUAUCUCUUUGGCGUAGUCUACUCACCCGGCGAAGGUCCGGUACCGUUCACGUACUCCGCCGAGGCGUAUCCCCUCUACGUCCGGUCGUACGGAAUGGCCCUGGCUACGGCGACGACGUGGUUCUUCAACUUUAUUCUAGGCGUCACAUGGCCAUCUCUGCUGGCUGCAUUCACUGCACAGGGUGCAUUUGCUUGGUAUGCAGGGUGGUGUGUGGUGGGGUGGUGGCUAGUGCUCUUGUUUAUGCCUGAGACGAAGGGCAAGACACUAGAGGAAUUGGAUCAAGUCUUCUCGGUGCCGACCAAAUUCCAUGCGCAGUAUGGGUUGCGGCAGAUUGGGUAUUUUGUUCAGCGGUAUCUGUUGCGGAGGGAUGUUGACCCAGAAAUUCUGUAUGAGAGGGAGGAACUGGCUACGGCCCAGGACGUUGGAUUUAAUGCUUGA